UAGGCUGCGUUCGACCCACGGCCCCCUCGAACGACCACCCCUCCCGAACCCCACCUCUCCCUCGUGACCCCAUUUUUUCACGUAGCCGCCCCUCUUCAACCUCGUCGCCGCCGCCGUGGGAGCUGCCACGCAUGAGCUCCGGCCAGUUCGUCCACCCCCGUGGCGACGGCGACUGGCGGCGCGUGAGGCCUCGCGGGGCUGCGCUUACGGCGGACGCGGGCGUGACGCGGGGCCGCAGUAGACGCUGGAGUUUGCCAACGAGCUGCUGCUGUUGGUCAACGGGAGGAGGUCGACCGCGUCCUCCGCGCUAUGCGCUGCUGUAGUGCCUGACAGUGCUCCUCGAUCUGGAGAUGCUGCCGCCUCUGUUGAUUCAUUCCUCACUCCGUUUUACUUGUUCCUUCCUCUUGAUUUUGAUUGGAAUUGGUAAUAGUUCUGCUGCAUGAUGCGUUCGUCAGGUUCAGGUUCAGUAGGUUCAGUAGUAGUUGCAGCACUACUGAAGCACAAGAAGAAUCGACUUCUUCAGUGUUAUGCAAUUGUUGUUGUUCAACUGGAAUCCAAUAAAGCUAUGUAAUAUGAAUCUAGUGAUGUUAUAUUGCUGAGAUUAUGUUUAUUGUUCCAAUAUGCUGAGAUAUGAAUCUAGUAAUUGUUUCUUCAUAUUUAUAUAUAGCUGAAAUAAUCUUUCAUCGUCCAGAUUAUGUCGAAACGGUGAAGUUUUAUUGCUUGAAUUAUUAGUGAGAUGUAGAAAUGUUGUUCGAAAUUGUAUUAGCACCAAAAACUUUAUUGAUGCAGCCUACCUCAGAUACAAGCUACCAAACACAGUCCUGAUAGAGCAUGUCAAAACACAUACAUCACAACCAAACAACUCCACAUGCAUGUACCCAGCAUGUCUAGACUUAGCAUGUCUCAAAGAGGAACAACUAUGCUAGGGUGGGAACAGCUGCCAAACACACCCUAAAGCGCCACAUAGGAGGUACCGAAGCUCUAACCCUAACCCUAUAGCCCUCCAAUCCAAAAUAAAAAGAAAGAAGCUCCUAUAACCCUCUCUGUCCCGACCCACUAUCCGCCGCCGUCCACCCUCAAAUGGCCGCCGGCCAGUGAAGAAACAGAGACAGAGUGCAAAAAAGCGCGACUGGCCGGGAAGCAGAUCGGGGAGAGGACCAACAGCAGUAGCCGCUCAUCCCGUAUCGAUCGCCGCCGGGGGGAGGCAGGGUUGCACGGGGGUCGUCCGUAGGGGGAGGUCUUUUCAAACUCUCUCACACUUCAAAAUGGCUGUUCGCAUGUUUAGGACAAAAGUGGGUUCAUUUCAGCAUCAUGUACGUGGAUGUGUUGCUUUCAGCACGGAGCGACCAAAACUUGUUACAGUGGGAAUCGACUUUGGAUGCAAAAAUUCAAGAGUUGCAAUAAUAGACUCCUUGGUUCCACAUGUUGUUGACAGUGAAAUUGGCCGUUUCACACCAUCGUAUGUCACAUUUACACAACAGAAUUCAUAUCUACCAUAUAAAUGGAGUCUACAACACUUGGACCCUGUUGGUAACUGUGUUGCAGUUGGAGAACUGGCAAAGCGUAGAAUGUGGAGACAACCUUCAGAUGUUGUUUAUAACAUAAAAAGUUUGAUAGGAAAGCAAUUUCAGGAUCCCUCUGUCCAAGAAAUGAGGAGAAGGGUCCAUUUCAGCAUUAUUGAAGGACCUGGAGGAGAAGCUUGGGUGGGAAUCUGUGGAAUGGAGUUUUCUCCUGUUUGUAUCGCAACUGCAAUCUUCCAAAAACUGAAGCAUAUUGUUCUGAUGGACCAGUUUCAUGAUGAGCUGCAGGCAGUGAUAAGUGUGCCUGCUUUCUUUGAUGAACUGCAGAAGGAGCACAUAAAGUCAGCUGCACACAGAGCAGGCUUCAAGCUAUUGCAACUAAUAGAUGAACCAAUAGCUGCUGCGCUUUCUAGCAUAACAACUGAAGAUGGUAUUGUUGUUGUUUUUGGCAUGGGUGCCGGGUCUUAUAGUGUCACAAUCCUUCGUGUGUCUCCUGACAGAAAAAUUGAGAUCAGAACUCAAUUUGCUGACACCUCUGUUGGUGGGGAUCAGUUUGAUGACAAACUCGUGGAUUUUAUUGGUCGACAAAUACUUGAAGGUCAUUCAGUUGACAUUCGUGGAGAUAUAUAUGCUAUGAAAAUGGUUGCAGAAGCGGUGGAGCAAGCUAAGGUUGAAUUAUCAAGCAAGCCUGCGGUUACAGUUUCAGUCCCUUCCUUCAGCACAUCUGUCCCAGGACCUGUUGAUCUUAACAUUAAAAUUUCUCGCCCGCUGUUUGAGAAGUUGGUCAAGGACUUGCUAGGACAAAUUAAAGUCAAGUGUCAGAGUAUUUUGGAAGAUGCUAAGGUAUCUACCGAGGAUAUCAAGGAAAUCGUAUUGUUUGGGGGGAUGACCAGAGUUCCGAAGAUACAGGGAAUCAUUUGUGAAGUCUUUGGUCAGAACCUGAACACUAAGGUGAACCCUGAAGAAGCUGUUGUUGUAGGAUCUGCGAUUCAAGCUGCUCUCAUUCUAGAAGAUGAACAAGAGAUUAGUGAUGAUAUGAUUCCGCUCUCUAUUGGAUUUGAGUCCUCAAAAGGAAUUUUUACCAAAGUGAUUCCAAGACACAGCACCCUUCCAAUAAAACGGACAGUAAAGAUUCCUACUUGGUUGGAUUAUGGCGAGCGCAAGUGUAUCAGAAUAUUUUUCGGGGAGCAUGUGAUGGUUCAGCAUAAUAUCCUAUUGGGUGAGACACAGGUAAUCAAUAAUAGAGGCUCAUUUCAAGGUUGUGUUUAUUUUGAACUGACAUUGGAAGUUGACAAGGAUUAUGUGGUUAAAGUGAGAUGUGCUGGUGAUGAAGUGCCGUUGUCUUUCCCCAUAAACCCAAAGGACAGAUUGAAAGAGAACGUGGACAAGGCUGUCAAAAGGGCUCUACUUGACUGGACAAUGACCGGUACAGAAAUCCGUGCUAGGUUAGGAAAUCUGUCAAAGCAUACAAUGAAUACCCUUGACGAUGUCUUGUCUGUGAGGAAGGAUGAACUUCCAGAAGACCUUUGUAAGGAAGCAUUGAAUGCAUUGGCUGAUUUGCAGAAAUCGUUGGAUGGAGAUCUCGAGAUGUUGAAGGCCAAGAUGCUCUCUGCUAAGUCAGUGGAAUCAAAAAUUCUAAACUGGCUGCCACCAUCAGAAUUGCGCGACAGUGACCAUGAAGAUUAUGAAUAUAGAGAUGCGUAGAAGGGACGGUCCGCGCAUGCUGCCUUUUGUCCUAUCUUUGUUUCUAACAACCCUUUGUUGGGGUAGGAUAUGUUAAUGAAAUUUGCUUAGUCCAUGUGGGCUAGCACUUCUAUGCUUAGUAACCAUAUGAACAGUGUUUUAAUUGUGCUUAGUAGACGCCGAGGUAUCGAUUGCAAGAUGUUUAUGUAAGUAUAUUUAAGUGGUA
Messenger RNA from Triticum dicoccoides, 3429 nucleotides. Its product is annotated as heat shock 70 kDa protein, mitochondrial-like. The transcript is spliced from 7 exons. The coding region runs from base 1266 to 3224 and encodes 652 amino acids. NCBI's taxonomy places the organism in Eukaryota, Viridiplantae, Streptophyta, Magnoliopsida, Poales, Poaceae. The record is from RefSeq and is a predicted model, not a curated record. Gene Ontology annotation, molecular function: ATP-dependent protein folding chaperone; ATP binding.